AUGACUGCUCCGCUAUCCCAAAGCUCCAAAAACGACAUCACCGCCGAGAGAAUCGCAUGCCACCUCAAUUCUGAACCCAACCUCCCAGGCGCCGAAGAUCUUGACGUGGAUUUGAUGACCAAGUGGAUCAUCGCCCUCAAGCCCGGUCUCCGUUCCAAGGAAAUCAAGCGUCUUGCUCCCAAAGUUCUUGACGAACUGCGUGCUAUGGAUGGACUCACUGCCGAAGAUGCUGCUAGACACCAGCAACGCCACACCAUCAAGCGUGAUGAACCUGUCCUGGUGUAUACCUGGGGCAGCGGUGGUGCCCAGGAGGUCAAGCUCGAAACAAGCCCUGGUUCUAAGAAGACUUCCGAUCACCAGCGCAGUGCCUGUGAGGUAGUUGGCAAGAAGAGAAUCGCCAAGCAAGACGAAAAAGAAGCGCUCGAGGACAUGGAAGACGAUGAGAAGGCUGGCGGCGUCAAGCUCAACGAUAUGUCGAACGAAGCAGAUGGAGAGCAGGCUACGGUCGAUGCAGCAGCUGCAAAGAAGAAGGCAGCCAAGAAGGCAGCCAAGAAGGCCAGAAAACUUGCACGCAAUCUUGAGAAUGCAAAGCCGCCUAUGGGCAAGAAGGAGGAGGACAGCGAGGAUGACGGAAAUGACUCUGAUUGGACUCAGACCAGCUGGGCUCCUUCUUGGGCUUCGGACUCGGAGAGAGACGAGAAGUGA
Messenger RNA from Aureobasidium melanogenum CBS 110374, 705 nucleotides. RefSeq lists its product as uncharacterized. Bases 1 to 705 code for a protein of 234 amino acids. The record is from RefSeq and is a predicted model, not a curated record. The transcript has 2 exons. Lineage: Eukaryota; Fungi; Ascomycota; Dothideomycetes; Dothideales; Saccotheciaceae.